GCAUAAAAGUCGUGUGUUCGUCAAGCUCGGAUCAAUUCCAGUUUGGUCCGAAAGACAACCUUGAAGAAAUAAGAGAUUGAAGAAAGAAGACUUUGAAGAAGACAAGCAAAUCGAGAAGAUGAAGUUUGGCAUCGCAAUUAUUGUUGCUUUGGUGAUUUUUCUUUCCCCAUCAGUAAACGGUGCGGAAAGCGACGUGGUUCGUGUUUUUGACAAAAAGACGCAGAUGAGUGGCGAAAAGGUGCUGGAAAUCCUGGAGAAGGCUGACCUCGAGAAGUAUGGAUUUAAGAAAACCGUCGAACAAUCCACGAAGACGGAUGAAAAUGGUAAGAUAGUCAAAAAGACGACCAUUUACUAUUUGGCCACCGAUGAUUGCUCUAGGGUUUGGUUCUGGGAGAGCAUUUUGGAGCAACGUUUGCCAGCAGAGUUGAGAAACUCGAAGUUCGCUUCAACCAUCGUGAAAGAAGUCAAAGAUCGUAUCACCGGUCGCAAGACAAAGACCUGCAAAGUUGGCCUGGAAAUUCAUCCAAAACGUUGCUUAGGCAACAACAGUGGUAAACGUGGUAUCGCAGAUUGUUCGUGGCAUCUUGUCUGUUGGGCUGCCUCCAUUAAGUACACUGAUUAACUAGCUUACCAACUGUCACUUUAAAAGCUUAAAUAUAAUCCUUUGGAACUGAUAAGAACUGAUCAAUAAUUGUGUAGUUUUUUUGUAGUAUUUUUGUAGUGACCACUCUAUACUAUAGCGGUAU
Molecule: messenger RNA, 746 nt
Organism: Dendronephthya gigantea
Lineage: Eukaryota; Metazoa; Cnidaria; Anthozoa; Malacalcyonacea; Nephtheidae
Exons: 2
Coding region: 119-622 (167 amino acids)
Source: RefSeq, a predicted model, not a curated record